CGGGAAGCGGCUGCAGGGCCUGGACCUCAUCGGUGGGCGGGGCGGGGUGUCUUUGUCCUCAGCCUGCCUCUGGCACCGCGGGCUAGUCACCUUGCCCCUGUUUGGGCGCGCUAAGCAGCAGUCGAGGAUCCCAUGAGUGCUUAGCGCGGGCCGCAUACAGAGGUGCUUAAUAAAUGCUCCUUCUUUCCCCUCCCCUUUCUCCCUCUAGCCUCCCCCAGGACUAGAACCCUGCACAAAUGCAGAAGAUGAGAAUGAACAAGUUUAAAAGGUCCAAUUAACCCCCGUGGCAUCCACUUUUCCCCGUACCCCGCUAAUCCAGUGGUCCUCGGCUGGACAAGGAAAGCAGACCCCGAGCCAGAGCCUCCUGGUCACAGCUGCUUCCCCCAGCCCCCACUCCUCCUUGGGGGUACUCAGUGACCCAGGGGAGGCCUGGGUGAGACCCACCUCCCCAUUUUGAGUUCCUUUAGCGUGUGUCCCGCCAGCUGUAGGAUGGAAGUUAAACUGCCCGCAGCCUUGUCAUUGCACAAGCUUAUAACCGGUUUAAUCGCUUUAAUUAAAAGCCAAUGUUCUGCCCCGGAUUGGGGCGGGGGAGAAGCUCCUGCUAGGCCCGAUGCCAGGGAUGACCCCAGAUGGAUGACGGCUCGUGGCCCCCAGAGCUUUGGGUGUGGCGCGGAUUGUUGGUCGGGGCUUCUGCUUGGCCGAGGUCCAGGCUCUCGGGACGUCGCCUCGGUUGGCCUCGGUGGCAGGUGACGGUGCGAGAUGCUUUGAAUCAGGCGAUGGAUGAAGAGUUGGAACGGGACGAGAAGGUCUUUCUGCUCGGAGAAGAAGUGGCGCAGUAUGACGGUGCCUACAAGGUCAGCAGAGGCCUGUGGAAGAAGUAUGGAGACAAGAGAAUAAUCGACACGCCGAUAUCCGAGAUGGGCUUUGCCGGGAUUGCUGUGGGGGCAGCUAUGGCUGGAUUGAGGCCUAUUUGUGAAUUCAUGACCUUCAAUUUCUCUAUGCAAGCAAUUGACCAGGUUAUAAACUCAGCUGCCAAGACUUACUAUAUGUCAGGUGGGCUUCAGCCUGUGCCCAUUGUCUUCAGGGGACCUAAUGGUGCUUCGGCUGGGGUGGCUGCCCAGCACUCGCAGUGUUUUGCAGCUUGGUAUGGGCACUGUCCUGGAUUAAAAGUGGUCAGUCCUUGGAGUGCAGAGGAUUCAAAAGGACUUAUGAAAUCAGCAAUCCGGGAUGAUAAUCCAGUUGUGGUGCUGGAAAAUGAACUGAUGUAUGGAGUUCCUUUUGAAUUUCCAGAGGAAGCUCAGUCAAAAGAUUUCCUGAUUCCUAUUGGUAAAGCUAAAGUAGAACGGGAAGGAACCCACAUUACAUUGGUUUCCCACUCACGACCUGUUGGCCAUUGUCUGGAAGCUGCCGCUAUACUGUCUAAAGAGGGAGUGGAAUGUGAGGUGAUCAACCUGCGUACCAUUAGACCGAUGGACAUUGAGACCAUUGAGCUCAGCGUGAUGAAGACCAAUCACCUGGUGACCAUCGAAGGAGGCUGGCCCCAGUUUGGGGUGGGAGCUGAGAUCUGUGCCAGGAUCAUGGAAGGUCCUGCAUUUAACUUCCUUGAUGCUCCUGCUGUCCGAGUCACCGGGGCUGAUGUUCCUAUGCCUUAUGCAAAGAUCCUGGAAGAAAACUGCAUCCCUCAAGUCAAGGACAUCAUCUUUGCAGCCAAGAAAACACUGAAUAUCUAAUUUGUACUUGACGUUGAAGUCCCUGGGAUUUCUUGCGUGUAAUUAUUGCUUCAGAGGUUAGGAUGCCUGUCGGUUCACAUGCGUAAUUGUACCGGUCUGGAGCCACAAGGCCUCUGGGUACCAUUUUGUGUGGGGGACAGCAUCAAAGCACUUGGGGUCAUCUCAGUCCUGAGACCUUCACCCUUUUGUGUCUCUUACAGUUAAGCUAUUUCUGCUCCAAAGAAAACGAUUCAGUAGAAUGUUUCUGCCUCCGUUACCAACAGGACGAUGCAUUGGGGGCUUUGAAGGAACCCCGGCCAAGGAUCUGCCUGACAGUUAACUUCUCUGUACAGAGGGAAGGCGUGAUCUGCCUCAAUUAAGUUCUCUUUUGAUGAGGAAUAAAUGCCUUCUGGUUCCAGUCA
Molecule: messenger RNA, 2131 nt
Organism: Phascolarctos cinereus (koala)
Lineage: Eukaryota; Metazoa; Chordata; Mammalia; Diprotodontia; Phascolarctidae
Gene: PDHB
Product: pyruvate dehydrogenase E1 subunit beta
Biological process (GO): pyruvate decarboxylation to acetyl-CoA
Cellular component (GO): pyruvate dehydrogenase complex
Molecular function (GO): pyruvate dehydrogenase (acetyl-transferring) activity
Source: RefSeq, a predicted model, not a curated record